This is a messenger RNA of Paramecium octaurelia, 801 nucleotides long. NCBI's taxonomy places the organism in Eukaryota, Ciliophora, Oligohymenophorea, Peniculida, Parameciidae. The record is from the annotation of a GenBank genome assembly.
AUGAAAUUUUACAGCCUUUUUGCAAUUUUGUAUUGUAUUAAUGCUGCAAUUAAUUAUCCGACAGCAUGUGAUUGCAAUGAACAUGAUACAUAAGAAUCCUGUGAAGCACAUAAAUGUUUUUGGAGCUAAAAUAAAUGUAGAGUAUCUGAAUGCAACGAGAGAUCCUUAGAUAAUUGCAUAAAGGCUUCAUAAUUUUUAAGCUAGAAUCCAAAAUACUGUUAUGUUAAGAAUGGCAAUUGUGUAGAAUUAAAUAAUUGUGAAUAAUUGUAAAUAGUCGACACUCCUUAAAUUGCAAGGGAGAAAUGUUAGUUAUUCUAGUGCGCCUAUGAUUUAGUAAGUGGAUAUUGCUUCAAAGCAGAAAAAUGUGAUCAAAUUUAUGAUAAGGAGACUUGUAAUAGAUACGUCAUAGGGUAGAGUCACCCCCUUACUUUAGAAUCAUUCUGCUAUUGGGAUGGCACUUGCAAAGAAAGAAAAUCGUUGAUAUAAAACUGUGAAUCAAUAAAAGAAUAAGAAGUCUGUGAACAAGCUGGGUGUAGAUAUCAUAAUAAGGUUUGUUCAUAAAUAGAUUGCGAUGAUCUCAGCAUUAAAGAAUGUGAUGGAGAAUAUGUAAACAAUUAAGGAAAUACAUUUAUAUGUUAAACAAUUGAUUAAAAAUGCUAGAAAAUAGAAACCUAAACUCUCAAUAAAACAGUUUGCAAUAAAUUGAUUGGACACACGUUUGUUAAUAACAAAUGUAGUAAAUGUAGCUCGUAUGCAUAGCAUUCUAAAUAAUGAUUAACACUUUUGCACAUUAUUAUCAAG